Ziziphus jujuba (common jujube) is the source of this 807-nucleotide messenger RNA. RefSeq lists its product as uncharacterized. NCBI's taxonomy places the organism in Eukaryota, Viridiplantae, Streptophyta, Magnoliopsida, Rosales, Rhamnaceae. The record is from RefSeq and is a predicted model, not a curated record. The transcript has a single exon. Bases 233 to 715 code for a protein of 160 amino acids.
AUCUCACAUAAUAACAUGAUAAAUUCCUCCACUAGAACAAACCCCAUUAUCCUUCUCUUUCUACACCUUUUCUUGCAUUCUAAGCCUUGUAUUUUCCUUUUCUUUUUCUUUUUUUUUUUUUUAAUAAUUGAAUAAAAAUUUUCCCAAUUUAUAAACCCAAAAACCCAUUACACAGCUCCUCUGACCUCCCCAACUUUACUCAAAACAGGGGUACAACAGCCCCAGAACAACAAUGAACUCUGUCUGCAUAUCAAACUGUGUCAACGACGCACGUGAUCCGCGCGUGCCGGUCCGAGCCACUUACAUCAACCUCUACAAGUGGCCGGAAUCCGAUGCCGAGUUCGUGAAAUCGGUAAGCUCCAAUGGCAGGAGGAGUAAUGGUAGUUGUACUGGCCAUGGCCAUAGUCACAGCCAUGGCCAUAGCCAUUGCCAUCCAAGGGUGGUGGACAGCAUUUCAUGCCGGCAAAUGUACCUCCGGAGCUACAAAUUCUCGAAGAAAGAGACCAUGCCAGAGAAAACCAAGAAAUGUUUCGGCAGAGUGAAGGAGAAAAUGAGCCACGGCACUAAGAAGGGAGGGAAGUCCAAAGGUCGCAAGAGGAGUAAGUGUUUGGUUCUCAGGAAAGUGAAGGAAUUGUCUUGUGCUGCUUUGUUAAGAAUUUUCCAGAGGUUUUUGUCUUGCACUGCAAGUGUAGAUGUUGUGGAUCCAAAAGACUAGCUAACCAUGGUAUUUAAAUUAAAGUUUAUAGUUUGUUUAUUUUUGCUUUAAUCUUAUUUAUAAUUUAUAAUAAAGAAAGGUGUUUGGUUUGA